Messenger RNA from Psammomys obesus (fat sand rat), 4603 nucleotides. RefSeq names its product NLR family pyrin domain containing 12 (gene Nlrp12). NCBI's taxonomy places the organism in Eukaryota, Metazoa, Chordata, Mammalia, Rodentia, Muridae. Gene Ontology annotation, molecular function: protein binding. Gene Ontology annotation, biological process: negative regulation of inflammatory response; positive regulation of MHC class I biosynthetic process; cellular response to cytokine stimulus. Gene Ontology annotation, cellular component: cytoplasm. The record is from RefSeq and is a predicted model, not a curated record. The transcript is spliced from 10 exons. The coding region runs from base 1 to 3165 and encodes 1054 amino acids.
AUGUUGCCAGCUCCAGCCAGGGAUGGCCUCUAUCGACUGACCACCUACCUGGAAGAACUCGAUGCUGGGGAACUGAAGAAAUUCAAAUUAUACCUGGGGACCGCAGUGGAGUUGGGCCAGGACAAGAUCCCCUGGGGACGAAUGGAGAUGGCUAGUCCUCUGGAAAUGGCCCAGCUGAUGGUGACCCAUAUGGGGACAAGAGAGGCUUGGCUGCUGGCUCUCAAUACCUUUGAGAGGAUCCACAGGAAGGAUUUGUGGGAACGAGGACAGGGAGAAGACCUGGUGAGGGUUCCUCCGAAUAAUGGUCUGUGCUCCCUUGAGAGCCAAUCAGCUUACCUUUUGGAUGUCUCCCCUGGUGCUUCAAGGAAAGAUCCCCGGGCAACCUACAAAGACUAUGUCCGAAGGAAAUUCCGGCUAAUGGAAGACCGCAACGCCCGACUAGGCGAAAGUGUCAACCUGGGCCAUCGAUACACUCGGCUUGUCCUAGUAAAAGAACACUCAAAUCCCAUCUGGGCACAGCAGAAACUUCUGGAUACAGGGUGGGGACACGCCAGAACGCGGGGCCACCUGGCUAGCCCUAUCCAGAUAGAGACCCUCUUCGAGCCAGACGAAGAACGCCCUGAGGCACCACGCGCGGUGGUGUUACAAGGAGCAGCAGGGAUGGGGAAGUCCAUGCUGGCCCACAAAGCGAUGUUGGACUGGGCUGAUGGGAGGCUCUUCCAAGGCCGGUUCGAUUACGUCUUCUAUAUCAGCUGCAGGGAGUUGAACAGAAGCCACGUGCAGUGCAGCGCACACGACCUUAUCUCCAGCUGCUGGCCGGAACCUGAAGCACCCCUCGAGGACCUCAUCCGGGAUCCUGAUCGUCUCCUGUUCAUCAUUGAUGGCUUCCAUGAGCUUCAUCCUUCUUUCCAUGAUGCUCAGGGUCCCUGGUGCCCCUGCUGGGAGGAGAAAGGUCCCACAGAAAUCAUCCUCGGCAGCCUGAUCCGAAAGUCACUUCUGCCUCAGCUCUCUUUGCUCAUCACCACUCGACCCUGUGCUCUGGAGAAACUUCACGGCCUGCUGGAACACCCCAGGCACGUGGAGAUCCUGGGCUUCUCCGAGGCAGAGAGGCGGGAAUACUUCUACAGAUAUUUCCAUGACACCGGACAGGCGAGCCAAGUGUACAGUUUCAUGACAGACAACGAGCCCCUCUUCACCAUGUGUUUUGUCCCUAUGGUGUCCUGGGUGGUCUGCACCUGCCUCAAACAGCAGCUGGACAGUGGGGAGCUUUUAAGGCAAACAUCUAGGACCACCACGGCAGUUUAUAUGUUCUACCUUCUGAGCCUGAUGCAGCCCAAGCCGGGGACCCCAACCUUCAAAGUUCCAGCCUAUCAGAGAGGCCUUGUAUCUCUGGCUGCAGAGGGCCUCUGGAAUCAGAAGGUUCUGUUUGAGGAGCAAGACCUUGGGAAACACGGCCUAGAUGGAGCAGAUGUCUCGACCUUCCUCAAUAUGAACAUCUUCCAGAAGGACAUCAAGUGUGAGAAAUUCUACAGCUUCAUCCACCUGAGUUUCCAGGAAUUCUUUGCAGCCAUGUACUGUGUGCUGCAUGGCAGAGAGACCGUGAGGAGAGCACUGGCUGAAUAUGGCUUCUCGGAAAGGAACUUCUUGGCCCUCACUGUCCGCUUCCUGUUUGGUCUCCUCAAUGAGGAGAUGAGAUGCUACCUGGAGAGGAAUCUAGGCUGGACCAUCUCCCCUCAGGUCAAGGAGGAAGUGUUGCUGUGGAUCCAAGACAAGGCUCGUAGUGAAGGCUCCACCCUGCAGCGUGGCUCCCUGGAGCUCCUCAGUUGCCUGUAUGAGAUCCAGGAGGAGGACUUCAUCCAGCAGGCCCUGAGCCACUUUCAGGUGGUUGUAGUCAGCAACAUCUCAACAAAGAUGGAGCACGUGGUUUGCUCGUUUUGUGUGAGGUUCUGCAGGAGCACAGAGGUGCUUCAUUUGCAUGGGAGUGCUUACAGUACAGGCACAAGGGAUGGCACCCCAGAACCUUCAGGAGCCCAGACUCUGUCUGAACACUUACAGAAGAGGGACUUGCUUCCUGACAUCUACAGUGCACACCUCUCAGCAGCCGUCUGCACCAACCCAAACCUGAUUGAGCUGGCCUUGCACCGAAAUGCCUUGGGCAGCCGGGGUGUGCGGCUGCUCUGUCAAGGCCUCAGACAUGCCAACUGCAAGCUUCAGAACCUGAGGCUGAAGAGGUGUCAAAUCUCCAGAUCAGCCUGCCAGGAUCUUGCAGUGGCUCUCAUUGCCAACAGGAAUUUAAUCAGGCUGGACCUCAGUGGCAACAGCAUUGGGGUGCUAGGCCUGAAGCUGCUCUGUGAGGGGCUGCGGCACCCCAGGUGUAGGCUGCAGAUGAUCCAGCUGAGGAAGUGUCGGCUGGAGGCUGCAGCUGGCGGAGAGAUGGCAUCUGUUCUCAGCAACAAUUCACAUCUGGCAGAGCUGGACCUGACAGGAAAUCCUCUGGAGGAUCGGGGACUGCAGCUGUUAUGUCAAGGGCUGAGGCACCCAGUCUGCAGGCUGAGGACUUUGUGGCUGAAGAUCUGCCACCUUGGUCAAGCUUCCUGUCAAGACCUGGCCUUGACCCUCAGCAUGAACCAGAGCCUGACAGAGCUGGACCUGGGUCUGAAUGACCUUGGGGAUUCUGGGGUGCUUCUGCUGUGUCAGGGCCUCAGGCAUCCAGACUGCAAACUCCAGACGCUCCGGUUGGGCAUCUGCCGGCUGGGCUCAGAGGCUUGUGCAGGGAUUGCCAGCGUCCUGCAGAUCAACACUUGCCUCCGAGAGCUGGACUUAAGCUUCAAUGACUUGGGAGACAGGGGCUUGUGGCUCCUGGGGGAAGGAAUGAGGCACCAGGCCUGCAGACUCCAGAAGUUGUGGCUGGACAGCUGUGGCCUCACCUCCAAAGCAUGUGAGGACCUGUCUUCUAUCCUGGGAAUCAACCAGACCCUGAGUGAGCUCUACUUGACCAAUAACGCUCUGGGAGACAGCGGAGUUGGACUGCUGUGCAGGAGGCUGAGGCAUCCAGGCUGCAAACUUCGAGUCCUGUGGCUGUUUGGAAUGGACCUGAACAGAACAACCCACGGGAGACUGGCAGCACUUCGAGUCACAAAACCGUACCUGGAUAUUGGGUGCUGAGCACUAGUUUGCAAUCAGAAUGGACCCGAACAGGACCUUUAUUCCCUCGGACGGCUAUGAGAAUACUUGAGAACUUUUUAAGAUGAGCCUUAAAAAGUGGUGAGGUUGGAACUGGAGAGAUAACUCAGCAGUUAAGAGCUCUUCCAAAGGACCAGGGUUCAAUUCACAGCAACCACAUGGCAGCUUACUGUCUGUAAUCCCAGUUCCAGAGGUUCUGACACCCUCGCAUUCCAUAGGUUCUGACAUACAUGCAUUGUAAAAUUAAGUUUCAAAUAAAAACAGAUGAGUGGAUAAUGAUCACACAUUCAAGGUCAUCCUCAGAAACCAGCUAGAACUGCUAGUCUUGAGUCAGGAGGCCCAGAAAGUAUAGGCUGACAAAAAUGUUGAGACCUAAACACUCAAUCUUCGAUGAAGAUCUUCGGGUUUGAUGCAGACCCGUACAGACAGUUAACAUGGAAAUUGGCUUGUUAGCAAGAGGUUUGAAGAGCAGUAAUAUAGAACACGGGGGUACGGGGGCAGCGAGUAGUGGGAGGGGAUUGGACACACAUGGCAUUCCAGAUUUCAAAACAUCUUGGGACAUUUGGAUAGUUCAGUGGGGCAAAACUGCCACCUACUGGCCAACAUCCAGAACUACAGUCCAAUUAAAAUAAAUGGGAGAGAGCCACAUUUAUGCACAAGCUAGUUUUCCAGAGUCAAUUUAGUAACCCUUGCAACUAUAUAGAGGCCAUUCUCAUUGCCUGGGUAUAUCCAGCAAUGGGAUCUAGAUAUAUCCAUCUAGAAAACUUUGCAAACUCCAUUGCUUCUUGACUGAUACAUUUGUACAGUGGACUGAACAGGAGCUGCCCUCAGAAGCACAAAGGGUUCCCAGGAGACACAACCUGAGACUGAGCUGGAGAUGGAGCUGCAGUUGGAAGAUUGGCUACUAGCAUGCAUUCUGGCCUUAGGAACCAUAGAUUGCAUACCUGGUAGAGGGAGGCUAGCAAACAGCCAACAUCCAGAUGGAAAACUAGUAAGUUAAGCUGGGCCGUGGUGGCACAAAGUUCUAAUUGCAGCAUUCAGGGGGCAGGAGUUUCUCUGCAGCCUAGGCUGUCCUGGACUUGCUUUGUACUUGAUCUGCCUGCCUCUGCCUCCCAAGGGCUGGGAUUAAGGCGAGUGCUACCACAGCCAGCCGGUGAGUGCUGUCCUGGAGGGUUCUCUGUGUGUAUUACGGUUCUGGUAAAAUUGACUCUUAUCUUUAAUAAUUUCCCUGUCUUGUGAGUUUCCUAUUCUGUCAAGUCUUUCACCGUUUGUCACUCAGUCACACUUUUAAAACAUGAGUGCUUCCCUCAAGCAACUAACUUAAAGAUGUAUGACCACUCCUAGGACUAAGCUUUUCUUUACCUGAAACUUGCUCUGGCAUUGAACUGGGAUCUGCUUGCCUGUCUUCCGAAUUAAAGAU